Molecule: messenger RNA, 2147 nt
Organism: Aspergillus saccharolyticus JOP 1030-1
Lineage: Eukaryota; Fungi; Ascomycota; Eurotiomycetes; Eurotiales; Aspergillaceae
Product: Zn(II)2Cys6 transcription factor
Exons: 4
Coding region: 1-1932 (643 amino acids)
Biological process (GO): positive regulation of transcription by RNA polymerase II
Cellular component (GO): nucleus
Molecular function (GO): zinc ion binding; DNA-binding transcription factor activity, RNA polymerase II-specific; transcription cis-regulatory region binding
Source: RefSeq, a predicted model, not a curated record
AUGGCCGAUGCUACGCAAGGGAUUUCGCGUGGCAUGCGGCGGCCGCGAAAAUCCCGAGGCCGUGGAUUGCGGGCCACCACUGGCUGCUUGGUGUGCAAGAAGCGUCAUGUCAAGUGCGAUGAAGCUCGUCCCCAAUGCGGUCCGUGUGCCAAAGGUAAACGCGAUUGUGUCUAUGGUACCACCAUAGCUCAGCCCCAACCCUCCAAUUCGGGGCCAGCUGUCGAACCUGUCCUCGCCUCCCAUGAACUGUCCUCCAUCGCGCCCCCACGCCCUCUGCCGCACUCCGCCUCCAUCGAAGCAUCCCCGGGCGUCUCGACAAGCCACACCCUGACCCCGGCCUUCGCACCUCUUCCGAAUACCCAUCUUACGUCUCCGACAUCUACCCACGAUCUAGCGCCCUCGCCUGCAACCGACUCCUCCGUCUCUUCGCGACUGGCGCCUCUCAGCUGGUUCGAGCUUCUGGCCAACGAUGCGGUCAACGCAGAUCGAAGUCUGGUCCUGUCUCCGGCCCCGGGGGACUCGUACCGACGGGAAGACCAUUCUACAGGAACGAUCUCUCUGAGUAACUUCCUUCCACGGUCCCGCAGGGAAUGUGAAAGCUUCCAAGCGGCGGCUUUCAAGCGCGAUCCAGAGCUCGAGCAUCGGUUGCCCACAUCAGCCACCGACAAACAGCCGGCUCGCCUCGAUCACCCUUCGUCAUGGACAACUCCGGCCCCGAUAGAGCUGACGGAAUUGGAGCAUCUGUUCUUUGACCACUUUGUGCGGCAUAUGAGCUGCUGGUUUGACUUUACCGACCCUGGGAACCACAUCGAAUCGACAGUCCCCCAACUCGCCGUAAGGAAUCUGGGUCUCAUGAAAGCCCUUCUGGCUCUCUCGGCCCGCCACCUGUUUAUCUGGCAUGCGGAGAAAGAUCGAGGACGAGGCGCGGGAUUUGUCGCCGCUGGGUCGUCUGGCCGUUUCGCCGAACCUCCCGAGGUGGAUCCCAACCUCGCCGUCCAAUACUACUACGAAACCCUGAAUUAUUUGAAUAAAGCGAUGCAGUAUCCCAGUUAUGCAUCGAGUCGGGAGCUCAUAGCCACCGCCUUGCUGAUCAGCACUUAUGAGAUGGUCGAUGGGUCGAACAGUGACUGGGAGCGACAUUUGAAGGGCGUGUUCUGGAUCCAGAGGUUUCAGAACAACCACGGCGAUUGUGGUGGCCUCCGCCAAGCGGUAUGGUGGAGCUGGUUGCGCCAGGAUGCCUGGGUUGCCAUGCGCCAACGGCGGCGUCUGUUCAGUUUCUGGACACCCCAGCGGCCCCUUUCUUCCCGGAACGCCCCGGAGCUAGCUUGCUUCGCAUCAUAUCUGCUUGCCCAAUGCAUCAAUUACGCCUCGCACGAGGAAUCCGCGUGCAAAGACAUCCAGCGCCGGCUGGAAAGAGGUAACGAGCUGCUCUGUAUGCUGCAGGAGUGGCAGGAUCAUUUGCCGGUGGAAUUCACCCCCCUCCCCACUGUACAGUAUACGGAUGUCUUCCCACCCAUCUGGGUCCAUCCUCCCCCGUAUGCAGCCGCUCUUCAGGUGCACAGUCUCGCUAGGAUCCUGGUCAUCUCUCAUCGUCCUUCGACCGGGCUUGUCCAAGACUACCAAGCAGCACAGCAAAUGCUCACAAUCGCGGUGAACACCAUCUGCGGUAUUGCGCGGACCGUAGCGGAGGACGAACUAGCCGGGGCCAUGACAGCGCUGCAAUGUUUAUUCGGGGCGGGAAUGAGUGUACACACUCCUCAGGAGCGAGCCGCACUCCUCCAGUUAAUCGAUAGGUUCGAACGCCUAGUGUGCUGGCCCAGCUAUUCUCUGCGGGAGACCCUCGAGGCGGAGUAUGCCAAAGAGGGCCUGGCGGGAUUUGCGGGGGUUAAAAGGCCGGGUUGGCCCUCGGCAAUCUCCUCAAACAAUCAUUGAGGCCGAUUUUCGGCUAAACCCACAUCCCCACAUCGCCUACAAAUGCCAAAUGGAGACGCGCCGUCAUACCAAAGGAAGGCCCAUCACGCCCCAGGACGCUAGAAAUGAGCGCAGUUUUGGGCACGCCGAGCCACCCCCAGGGUUUUGCCGUGCGCUUUGACACUGUGACGAUGCAGGCGUUGCCUGAGCGUCGAGGCGGUUGUCCCCGGACCGAU